GAUGUUAUAUCCUAUACCUAUCAGAUCAAAUAAUGGCCAGUGACAAGUACAGGUCCUUCCUAACCAAUGAAGAAAACGUCCAGUGGAGGCACGGCGCUCCUCCCGUCUAUGACGCCGUUAACGUCCUCUUUGAAGAAGGAAGAACCCAGGUAUGGGAAGAAGGAUCAUUAGAAGAGACGGUUCAAAACGCUGUUAAAUCAUGGGAGAUGGAGUUCUCUCACAAGAUUCGCAUCCAAGAUUUCAGAACUAUCAAUCCCGAGAAAUUCAAGCUCUUCAUUAAUGGGAGAGAGGGAUUGUCAGCUGAAGAAUUGUUAGAGGUUGGGAGUUACAAUGCAUUGCUGCAGACUUCAUUGCCAGAACAGUUAAAGUUCUACAAGGCAGAGGAGGAGAGUUUUGAGUCAUCUCAUGAUGCAUUUCGAUCGGCGUUCCCUCGCGGGUUUGCGUGGGAGGUCAGUGCUGUAUACUCAGGGCCCCCUGUGGUUGCUUUCAAGUUCAGGCAUUGGGGUUAUUUCGAAGAUCUUUCAAAGGUCAUUCCCCUACUGGAGAGUUGCUUCAAUUUUAUGGGGUUGGAAUCAUGAAGGUUGAUGAAUCUUUGAGGGUGGAAGAAAUUGAGAUAUAUUAUGACCCAACAGAACUUUUCGGUGGGCUUUUGAAAGGAACACAAGUAUCAAGUUCAAGAGUUGAGAAGUGUCCAUUUCACAAGUAAAAGGGUUUGGUUGUCCCACUAAUUAAACCAAAUUCUCGUAUGCUACUCAAUAUGUGUUUCUCUCGCCCCGUGUUGUUAUCAAAUUUUACAAAUGUUUAACCUAAUGUUUGGAAUUACAUGUCUUCUAUGCAAAGAACCUAUUUUUAAGAACUAUACUAUGUGCUUUGUGUUCUGUUGGCGUAUAUUGUAUACAAAUGGGCUUAGACUUAGUCAAUAGGUCUAGGUUGUAGCUAUGUUUUUUGCACACAUGUACCUAUGUAUUCAGUUAAGUUUUCAUUU
Molecule: messenger RNA, 985 nt
Organism: Cuscuta campestris
Lineage: Eukaryota; Viridiplantae; Streptophyta; Magnoliopsida; Solanales; Convolvulaceae
Source: the annotation of a GenBank genome assembly